CACUACACAACAACAUGAGCAGCUCUGUGACGUCUGAAGAGGUGACGGCGAAGUCGUGACCUGACCCGGUCUUUGUUUCGAUCGCGUCUCAUAGUUAACAUCCACAGACCGGCUGCGGCCGCUCCGCGCGCACUGCUGCGCUUUGAAGCCUCGGAACUACAAGAGAAAAAGGCGCGUGGUCGCUGUGGCAGGGAUGAAGCUCGAGCUCACCUUCACCUGCCGGGCUCUGCUCGUCUUCCUGCUCCCAGGGUCGCUUCAGACCGACAGAACAGCGCCUUUCCUGAUCACAGAAAACAUGUGGCCCCGUGGUUGUGUCCUGGACUGUCAGAGGGGGCGCCACAGAGCCGUGUGUGGCAGCAAUGGCAGGUUGUAUAAAUCGCUGUGUGCCUUCCAGAGGGCACAGUGCAUCAACACACAGCUACGUCUCGCUCCACGAGCUCACUGCUCAGAUCUGAGCCUGUCCAAAUGCCAGCUGGCUCGGGCUCAGGCCCUGGAGGCCAACGCCCACAGUGGUGGCAGCCAUGUCAGUCCUGCAGCUGCAAUGUUUGUGCCACGGUGCCAUCAAGACGGUCACUUCCUGCCAGUGCAAUGCCACAACCAGACCGGAUACUGUUGGUGCUCCACACCAGACGGCAAACCCCUCAGUGGGACCUCAGUCCUCCAUCUGAUCCCCAAUUGCACUGAUCACAUCACCAAGUUGGCUCAGACCACUGAUGCAGAUUCAACUGCAAUCAAAGAUGAAGUUGGUGAACCUGGGCCGACGUUGGACCCCAGAAAAUCUGCAGAGCUGACAGCUCCUCCUAUUUGGGUGACCAUUCUGAUGAACUCUGUCAGACGACCCACUGACAGUCCUCAGACAUGUGAGCGUGAGCGAGCAUCACUGCUCUCUCAGAUGCAUUCAGCCUGGCAGGAAGAGCGUUUUAUCCCAGAAUGCACUGCAGACGGACGCUACAGCCCUGUGCAGUGUCACACUGCUACAGGUUACUGCUGGUGUGUCAGGGUUGAUAGCGGCAGGCCUCUAUCAGGCACCUCUGCAAGGAAUCGUAUCCCUGACUGCACAGGGGCAGAGGAGGAUCCAGACAGAGCAGACAGGAGGCUCAGGGAAAAACCUCUGCCUGGGUGUCCUGGAGCCCGUAAGGACCAGUUCCUACAGAGUCUGGUCAGAGCUCUGCAGCUGGAGGCAGAGCAUGCUGGGAGUCCCUACAGGUCUCCAAACACACCUCCUUCCAAUGCUCCUUCUCCAUUUUCAAACACUCCAACCUCCACCACUCCUUCCUCAUCUUCCUCCUCCUCCUCCUCACCUCUGAACGUUGCUCCCUCUACUACUCUGGAGGCCGUGGACUCCUCUAGACCAGAGGAGGUGUUGCAGUGGCAUUUCAGUCAGCUGGACGUGGACUCCAGCGGGGUGCUGAGUGAGCGUGAGGCUCGACCCCUUCGUCAGUUCCUGCGACGAAGGUUGAAGCCGCGACGGUGCGCCAAGAAGUUCGCUCAGUACUGUGACAGAGACGGAGACCGAGGCCUGACGCUGGAGGAGCUGAGAGUCUGCCUGGGACUCUGAAGUCAAAACCUCAGAGAGCAACAAGGGCAAUCACCUGAUGCCAAAGGCCAACCUGUUUCCUGUCGUCUUCCAGGGUUCUAUUUAUUCAUUCAUGCCAUCAUGGACAUGUCAUUACAUCCUUUUUUUCCCAACUCUGAUUAAAAGACAAAACAUUAUGCUCAUCCAUCAUCCUCAUUCUCAUCAGCUCUUCAGGAUAUAUUAUUUGUCCUUAUCAUUUUUACCAGAAUUCUCAACAGACAUAAAAAAAAUUUAAAUAAAAAUUGAAUUAAACAUAAUUCACAAGUUUUUAUUUCACAUGUUCAUCGGUUCAAUAUUUGUUAUUGAUUUUGGACUGAAUCUGUUCUCCCUAAUCUCUUAUCUCCCUUUCCAAACAUCCUCACCUUCUGCCCUUCCCUUCUUCUCUUAUCCCAGCCUGCUUUGUUCCCUGCCUCCUUCCUAUAAUCCUUUCUUCUACUUUCUUCUCUGUUUGGUACAUAUUUUGCUUUCCCGUAUUUUGCAAAUGUAUUGCCAAUAUAGUGAUGUAACAUAUCAUAUAUUUUAGAUCAUUUCAGUCUGCAGCACUUUCAAAGACACUUCAGUGUUUGUUGAUUGAUUGUGACUUGAAA
Molecule: messenger RNA, 2163 nt
Organism: Seriola dumerili (greater amberjack)
Lineage: Eukaryota; Metazoa; Chordata; Actinopteri; Carangiformes; Carangidae
Product: SPARC-related modular calcium-binding protein 1-like
Exons: 11
Coding region: 194-1558 (454 amino acids)
Biological process (GO): extracellular matrix organization
Cellular component (GO): basement membrane
Molecular function (GO): heparin binding; protein binding; extracellular matrix binding
Source: RefSeq, a predicted model, not a curated record